Brenthis ino (lesser marbled fritillary) is the source of this 1314-nucleotide messenger RNA. NCBI's taxonomy places the organism in Eukaryota, Metazoa, Arthropoda, Insecta, Lepidoptera, Nymphalidae. The record is from the annotation of a GenBank genome assembly.
AUGCGAAAUGCGAAUGCUUGUGAAGUGACUCGUGGUGGCGGUGAUAGUUUGCCAAACAAUGAACACAUACAAUCAAGUCAUAAAAAACAGGGUAAGGAUCUAUUUAAUGUUUGCUAUGGGUCUGAUGUUGUACAAGCAAGUUUUGAAAACUUCUUGAUGUACAAAAGUUAUGCAGUUUAUUUUCAAAAAAAAUUAGAAGCCGGUAGCAACGUGACUUUGCGAUUCGCUUCAAAUGCAACGGUUUCUGUUAAUAAAAAAUUUGGGGAAUUAACUUCAUUGGGUAAUAACGUAUACACAAUAACGUUAUUGGAAGAUGCAAACGAUUUCCAAGUUUACGUAAAAGCACCGCCUACAUAUAAAUCUUUUUUGCCUAUUUAUGUUACAAGCGCUCUUAUUAAUGGUGAAGAAUAUUGUACAAAUUCUGUUUUAGGGCCUAUACACAAUCAUCCUAAGACCAAUGAUUCGACAGAACAAAGCAUUACAUCAAAACUGUCGUGUGGGCAUCGUAAAGUAAAACAUAAUCAGCUUAUAACCCAUGGACUCGAAGCGAGAUCGGGAGACUGGCCAUGGCAUGUUGGAAUAAGCAGUAUACACAAUUCUACCUUCCGAUAUAUUUGUGGAGGAUCUCUUGUGUCAGAUAUAUUUGUUUUAACAGCUGCUCAUUGCGUAACAAAGGUUGGUGUUCCGGUAUUGCCAGAAUAUUUGGGGAUUAGUCUUGGAAAGACUAAUUUGAUUGGAGCCAAUGAAAAUCCUCAGGAAAGAGAGGUUUUCAAAAUCAUUGUACAUGAACAUUUUAAUCAUAGAAAAUUAGACAAUGAUAUAGCAUUAUUGAAAUUGACCACGCCAGUUAUUUUUAAUGAUUAUAUACAGCCUGUUUGUAUGUGGUCUGAUAGAGUGAACAAGACUGUUCCAAUUGGAGAAAUCACUGGAUGGGUAGUUGGAUGGGGUUUUGAUCAAACAGAUUCAUUAAGUCCAACUCUUCGCACUGCUCACAUACCCUUAGUAUCAGAUGAGAUUUGCAUUAAAAGAAAGCCAACAUUUUACGGUAGCUUCCUAAAUGGUUAUAAAUUUUGCGCUGGACUUAUCAAUGGAACGUCCGUAUGUAAUGGAGACAGUGGUGGGGGUUUUGUUGUAUUCAUACCAAAUGAAGAUAGUGGAAUAACUGGUUCUCAUGAUGGAGUAUGGUUUAUACGAGGAAUAAUUUCUCUUGCAUUGAGCAGAGAAAAUUAUAAAAUAAGCGUUUGUGAUCCCAACGAAUACGUUAUAUUUACUGAUGUUGAUAAAUAUGACGAUUGGAUAAAAGAGCACAUGAAA